UAACAGACACGACCACUCAGGAUUCACCCAAAACACUGCUCAGCUUGUUAGAUCUCCCCAAAUACCCAAAUAUUGGUGUUCUAUAUUUCUUCAGAAAAAUAUAAUCUUUGUGUUUGGAUAUAAAUUAGAAUGGGUCGAUUCCACCACUUCCACCUGAUCUUAUUCUUACUAGUUGCUACAAUCUUGAUGGUUCAGGCGAUGGAUUGUGGAUCUGUAAAUGCAGAAAAAAACCCACAAAAACUGAGGCUGAGGGGUCGAGCCUUACUUGAGAAGGAGCAGAAAAGCAUAGCAGAUCCACCAUCAGAAAAGGAGAGUGAAGAAGCAGAAGCUCCAGAAGAAGAAAUGGAGGAGAAUAAAGUACAUCAUUCUUCUUCUGAUAAAUCAGCAGCUGGUGGGGGUGUUAUCAUUGGUGGCCUUGUUACUGCCAUUUUUGCUGCUGUUUAUUGCUACAUUCGGGUCACUCGAAGAAGAACAAGAACAACAAUUAACGAUCAAAUUAUUGUUUGAUUUUGACAUACAAAAGAUUCAGGUUGUUAGGAUGGAUUGAUUUGUUGAUUCUAUACAGAAAAAUUAUUACAAUAUGUUACAAAUUAUAAAUAGAGUAUAGAUAUAAAAAAAAAUGUUGGAUUAUA
Messenger RNA from Olea europaea var. sylvestris, 632 nucleotides. RefSeq lists its product as uncharacterized. Lineage: Eukaryota; Viridiplantae; Streptophyta; Magnoliopsida; Lamiales; Oleaceae. Bases 130 to 507 code for a protein of 125 amino acids. The transcript has a single exon. The record is from RefSeq and is a predicted model, not a curated record.